Monopterus albus (swamp eel) is the source of this 2809-nucleotide messenger RNA. RefSeq names its product zinc finger and BTB domain containing 8 opposite strand (gene tslig1). Gene Ontology annotation, cellular component: tRNA-splicing ligase complex. The record is from RefSeq and is a predicted model, not a curated record. Gene Ontology annotation, biological process: tRNA splicing, via endonucleolytic cleavage and ligation. The coding region runs from base 109 to 597 and encodes 162 amino acids. NCBI's taxonomy places the organism in Eukaryota, Metazoa, Chordata, Actinopteri, Synbranchiformes, Synbranchidae. The transcript is spliced from 7 exons.
AUCCGGGGUCGCUUCCCUUUUUCCAUUUUGAAAGCUUGGCUAUAACACUGGUAGAUUAAAAAGAAGGUCUGUUUAUCAUUUAUAACGUCAAACAAUCUUACAACUACAAUGGACGACCGUUCACUGGAUCUGACAGAGGCACAGAUAGCUAUCAAGUCAAAAUACCCACCAAUCACCAAGAAAUACGAAUACCUAGAUCAUACAGCAGAUGUACAAAUUCACUCCUGGGGAGACACUCUGGAGGAGGCCUUUGAGCAGUGUGCCAUGGGCAUGUUCGGCUACAUGACAGACACAGAAACAGUGGAACCGAUCGAUACUGUUAAGGUGGAAUCAGAGGGUGAAGACAUGGAGUCUCUUCUCUUCCACUUCCUAGAUGACUGGUUGUACAAGUUUUGUGCAGAACUCUAUUUUAUUCCCAGGGAGGUCAAAGUUGUGCACAUAGACAGAAUGCAUUUCAAGAUUCGCUCCAUUGGGUGGGGGGAAGAAUUCAGUCUUGCAAAGCAUCCACAGGGAACAGAAGUGAAAGCCAUCACGUACUCUGCAAUGCAGAUCCAUGAUAAAGAAAAACCAGAGAUAUUUGCAAUUAUUGAUAUCUGACAGCCCCUCCAGAUACAGAUCGCACUUCUGGUUCGAUGGAAACGGAGUAUCUACAUGGCCAAUUUAAGUGGCCUUUUCAUCUAAGACACUGAUUUGUUGACUUAUGAAAUCUGGGUUUCUACUUGUAGAUUGAAAGGAGCGCUUCUCAACAUUAGUUUUGAUUAUGAACACAGCACAAAGUGCAAUGGAAGAGCUCUCUGACCAAUUAUAGAUCAGUUAUAUGACAUUAAUAUCUCAUACGAUCAUUGCAAAAGUCAUAAAAUCCUUAAAUAGAAAUGUGACUUCUGGGAAUAGCAAUUAUAUUCAUGGAAAUACAGUGUAUGGAAAUAUGAAAACUUGUAUAUAAUGUCAUAAUUGAAAGGUAAAACUGAAAACUUUAGAACACUGAUUUUUUUUUUAUAUAUUUGUCAACCCAGUUUUAUUUCAAAUGCAUUUAAAAAUUCGUACACAUUUAAAAUUGCACUUAAUCAUUGCAAAGAAUUUAUUUUUUUGUGGGAUUGAUUGAAUGGUCAAUGGUACUUUCAUUUAAAAUCUCACCUUUUAAUGUUUUGUGGGGGUGUGGUCAUUCUGCAGGGCAAAGCAGAAAAUAGAAACUCAUUUAUUACUACAGAAUACUUGAAUGUCAAACAUUAUAAGAAAAAAUAUGCAUAAAUCAUUCAGACUUAAACAUGGCAACAUAAUAGUAAAUCUUGUAUGAUGAAUCUUUUUGACCUGUUUAAAACUAUGUAAUUAAUAUGUUUGUGCUAUUCUUAUAAUGUUACUAGGGGUGUAAAGAUAAACCAAUACAAAUCGGAAGAUUGACACAAUAGUUAGCUUUACAGCUGCCUUGGUUGAGAACCACAGAAUUGAACCAAACGCAUUUUUAAAAUGGUCUAAAAUUAAUAUGAUGUCAAAUUUUACUUCCUGCUGUGCUCUGCUCUGUGCCUCUUAUGUGAAUGAAUAGUCUUUCAAAUAAAAGCUAAAAUAAAACUGAUUAUCUCCUGAAUCGAAACGAAAUCAUUCUGAAUUGCACUUGAAUCGAAACGAAAUCAUUCUGAAUUGCACUGUCUCGUAGCCUUACAAAUUUAGCUGUAUCGUUUUUGAAUCUAAUCAUGGCCCAUGUAUCGAGAUGCGUAUCGAAUCGAGUGGGAGGAAGAGAUGCACACCCCUAAAUGCUACGAAUGAUUGGUUGAGUUGUUCAACAUGCUGUUGGGAUGUUCAGUAUUUAUCGUUGAAUUUGACCUUUUUAAGAGCACAAAACAUGUAUGUGUUGUGUUGUAAUGAGAAUGUGAACACUGCAGAAUUCUGUUGUGGACACGGACUAAAUGUCAGUGUCCAACAAACUGAUUACUAAAGUAAAUCACAGGUUUUCUGUUUAUUAAAUAUGUUAUUAAUGUACUACUAAUGUGACCACCAUAGUUUAAAAUUGGGUGACUCUGUUAAAACUGGGUGAACUUGCAACUUGAUCAAACCACAUCUGCAAGCCCAGUUUUUACUCCAAAGGCAGUGAGAUGAGAACAAUAGGGCCUGAAAAGCAUUAUCACAGCCACUCAAGUAUAUAUUACAAAAUAGUUUUGUGCACUAUAUAAUGGAAUAUGUUCAUGUCUGGGCAUGUAACUUCUUUAUCAGGUGAAGGAAAAAAACUCGGCUAAACGUACAAUUACAACAAUGUGGAGUGUAACAGUUAAACUAAUCUGUAUUGCCUUGAUCACAUACAUUUGCAAAGCACUGUGCAACAGGAAUGAGUGCAAACUAAGCAAGGAGACUUCUGGAUAAUCUAGUCAUUCAGAUUACACAGUAAAUGAAGACAGUGAGCUGGAUUAUAGCUUCCUUGCUCCUGGAAGGAUGGGUCCUGUGUUGUCUCUGAUGUUUGAAGGUUGACUUGUCAUUAGUUUAAGAACACCUGGUAUUUGUUGGUGUUACUGGAGAAAAUAAGAGCAGAGUGUAUUUUUAAUGUAUGGAGCCACUAUAUAAACCCGACCGACUGCGCAUGUGGAGGAAGCAGCUUCUAUAGCCUCUUGAUAUGAGGCCUGUUUGGGGCAUGAAAACCAUGAUUAUCUACGUUUCCUUUGUGGAGAGGGCAGUGCAGGCAUUAGAAGAUGUUUCAAUGGCAUGCCACUGAUAUAAUGAGGUAAUACAUCUGCUGCCUUUCUCUGCAAACAUGCCUGAUCCUACGCACAGCCUAUGGCGGAUGAAUAAGAACAGGCGCCUCGUUAAAUAAUUAAAGUGAAGA